AUGGGUUUAGUGUUUUAUAGUCACAGAUGUGCCUUCAAAAGCGACUCCCGCACUGAGGCGCCUCAUUUGGCACGUGGGAGCGUUUAAUGUCAUAACGGUGAGAUACCCUUGUCUGUUACUGCUGUGAGCGUGCUCCAGUGCUGUCUGAAGUCACCACCCUUUAUUCCCAGGAAAUCCAGCAAACAAAACAAACUUUCCGGCAAAUGAGCAGGACAGAGUGCAGAACCUGCUAAGAUAUCAUCACUGUGUUCUCUCCACACGAUUCUCUGCUGAGGUGCUGUGGGUGCAGGGCAGCAGUCCAGUCCCCUGGUGGUGUUUCUCACAAUUCCUUUUUCAUUCGUGUGCAGUGUCUCAGUACCAGAGAAAGUGCUUACAGGGCUCUGCUGCAGCCAGAGAUAAAGACUGAUCACCGACCAUGAAGGCCAUCGCUUCUAAUAGGACAAGCAUCAUCAUCUUCGUCUUACUGGUUGUCUUUGUCUUAGUCUUUGUGCUACUAAACAUGCAGCAUAAAGUCCACCAUCCUAAACAAUCCACCAUCAAUGUAUCAACAGUUUCCACUGACCCCGACAAGCGUCACGGCUUCUGCACCUUCCAGCCACACUCCCAUGAGGACACUGUGGAAGAACGCCUCCUAGUAGACUCCAUUGCUUGGCCUGAAACUCCACUUUUGCCAUCUCCUGUUUCCCUGGAGAAUACCAGUGAUCCAGCUCACAGCACCUUCACCAUUCUCCCAAGGAGGGGAGGAGGACAGUGGCAUGUAGGGGAUCAGCUGGAGGUCAUGAUAACAAUGUCUGACUUUCAGGGCCGUUCCAAGGAGUAUGGGGGGGACCUCUUACUCGCCCGCUUGCACAACCUGAAGCUUGGUGCAGGUGUAGCUGGGCAAGUGGUGGAUCAUCUCAAUGGGAGCUACUCUGCUGUGUUCUCUUUACCCUGGGAAGGAGACGCGCAGGUUGAGGUGACGCUGGUUCAUUCUAGUGAGGCUAUCACUGUGCUGAGGAGGGUGACCAGAGAACAGCCUGACAGGGUUACCUUCAGCAGCCGCUUCCGCUCAGGCUCACACUCUGAAACUACCCUCUGUAACGUCUGCCUACGUCCAACCCAGAAACCUCUUUGCAACUACACUGACCUCCGUACAGGUGAGCCUUGGUUCUGCUACAAGCCAAAGAAGCUGAGCUGUGAUGCCAGAAUCAGCCACUCCAGGCAAAUAUACAGACCAAACCUCAAGGAAGACGAGAGGAAGCUCUUUCAAAGUGGUGUCAACAUGAAAGUCCUCAUUCAGGCUUCCGGACCUGACAGUGUCAGCAUAUUGCCAAAAGAGGAAGGUCAGCCAGAGGUUAUGAGAAGCAAUGUGACAUCUGGACCCUCUGGCUAUUACUACCAUGGUAUGUGGCGAGCACUAGGAGGCCCCACAGUUCAUCAAUUCAACACCUCUGCCAUCAGUCAGUGUCUGAAAGGCAAGGUGGUCCACAUGUAUGGAGACUCCACCAUCAGGCAGUGGUUUGAAUACCUCAGAGCUCUACCAGAUCUUAAGGAGGUCGACCUGCACAGCCAGAGGCAAGUUGGACCUUUCAUGGCCUUACACUAUACAAACAACAUCUUGGUGACAUUCCGCUGCCACGGUCCUCCUAUCCGUUUUAACAUGGUCCACACCAGCGAGCUUCGUUACAUUGCUAAUGAACUAGAUGGUGUAAAUGGAGGCAUCAAUACUGUCGUAGUUUUUGGUAUCUGGUCUCACUUCAGCACUUUCCCUGUGGAGAUCUACAUCCAGCGGAUCCGGAGCAUCCGCAGGGCAGUUGUGAGGCUGCUGGACAGGGCUCCAGGCACGCUGGUUGUUAUCCGGACAGGAAACCCCAAAGUUUUAAAGGGACUUUAUGAAACAUUAACCAACAGUGACUGGUACACUCUGCAGCGUGAUAAGGUGCUCAGACUCAUGUUCAAAGGACUGAAUGUUCAUCUGAUUGAUGCCUGGGAGAUGGUCGUGGCCCACCACCUGCCACACAGCCUCCACCCACAACCUCCCAUUGUUAAGAAUAUGAUUGACCUUCUCUUGUCUUACAUAUGCCCUUAGAGGGACAGUUAUU
Messenger RNA from Epinephelus fuscoguttatus (brown-marbled grouper), 2081 nucleotides. Its product is annotated as NXPE family member 3-like. NCBI's taxonomy places the organism in Eukaryota, Metazoa, Chordata, Actinopteri, Perciformes, Serranidae. The record is from RefSeq and is a predicted model, not a curated record. The transcript is spliced from 8 exons. Bases 416 to 2068 code for a protein of 550 amino acids.